Molecule: messenger RNA, 534 nt
Organism: Dimorphilus gyrociliatus
Lineage: Eukaryota; Metazoa; Annelida; Polychaeta; Dinophilidae
Source: the annotation of a GenBank genome assembly
GACAGAUUGUUUACACAUCCGACAUAAACGAUGGCAACGAAGAACAUUAGCGAAUAUCAGGAAGAGUUCUGUGGUUUAGGUGGAGGAACCACUGGCAAAGGCUCUGGAGGUGAAAAAGGGGGGCCAACUGUAUUUCCUGUGUGCCGCAAGUCCUAUGAUAUUCAGCCAGUCGGAGGUAGAAUGCAGAAGAAGUAUAGAGAUGCAUUGCUAACAAAAAUUGCAUCUCCAAAUGCUGCGGAUCUCUCUCCCAACGCGACCUCGUAUCAGAUGGAUAUCGAUCCCAAUAUUGGAACCUCCAGAGGAAGGAACACUUUUCCCAUGCCAAAUUGCAGCGGAUCCAUGGCAGUACCUGACGUACAUAAAUUACGCUACAUGCACAACGACUACAUGACAAGAGAUGACUGGUAUGACCAUGGCACUGUCGCGGAACAGAACAAGCAGAAUCUACAACAAUCAGGCGAAUCGCAGAACAUGACACAAGAGGCCACAGCUAAUGCCGUUGAAGAGCCCGCUCAACCGGUUGCAGCCAAUUAG